GAGUUGGAUGUGAUGGCGGAAGUGAGCUAUGCCGGUGGAUUCCAGCUGUCCAUAGACGUGGACAUGGUGUUCGGCAAGACGGCCUUUCUCUCUGUCAAGGUCACGUGUCUGCAGGGCAAGGCUCGGUUACGGCUGACACGCGAACCCUACACACACUGGUCGUUCUCCUUCUACGAGGAACCGAAAAUGGAUUUCGAGGUGGAAUCACAAUUUCAAGGUCGCCCAAUACCACAGGUUACAAACCUCAUUAUUAGUCAGCUGCGCAGGACUGUAAGAAAGAAGCACACGCUGCCCAACUACAAGAUGCGCUACAAGCCGUUCUUUAUGAAGCCAGACGAGCGGAGGCUGCACGUUGCCGACGUCAACCUGCUGCACACGCGCAUCUGCGUCGGUAACCUCGAGGUCACCGUACUCGAGUGCAGCCGCAUCGUCAAGACGCAUCCAAACGCAAAGAUAUACUGCACCCUGGCCAUAGACAAAGAUGACUGGAUAGAGUUAGUGAGCUCAACAUAUGGGGCCUACAUAACGUUCGAUACUGAAGUCAUAAAAACAUCUGGACAGCAAAUAGGAAUUAUAUUAAAAAAGGAGUUUUACUUAGAUAAGUAUGAAGAGCAAGUGGUUGUUGACACUGUGCUACCGUACACGCCUGCUGCAAAUGCUGAUAUCCGUAAGGGAGACAUUCUAGUGUCUGUGAAUGGCUUAAAAGUUACCUCAACUAAGCAUGCAGUCAAACUGCUAGCCAAUGCCAGUGAAAGGUGUGCCAUGCGUCUAGAGAGGGAGUCGAUCGUUCAAAGUUCCUCCUCCAUGCAGGACAUGCCAAGCAGGGAUGCUGACGAUUCCAGCCUUCGUAUUAAGGAUACUGACAACAUAUCACUUGGCAGUAGGCGCAGUGCCCUAGAAGUCGAAGAGGCAGCAGAGGAACUUCUAAACAUCACUAUGGAGGAGCAGGCCUCAAAACCACAGGUGGCACAGACGAGCUUGAGUAGGGACCGGCAGGCAGCAGUGGCAGCAGGAGGCAGAAAGGCAUUGACGUUCCUCAGUCAGAAAACUGGCUUGUUUCAACGGCAGAAGCAGGUUGUGGGAGAAACUCCAACGUGUGCAUCGACUGCUAUUGCUUCUGCUAAAAAAGACUCGCCGAAGAAAAUGAUAGCUAGUCAGAAUGAUACACUCACGCUACCCGAGAGCUUGGAACCGCCUGUAGAUGGCAGCACGAGGACACGGCGUCGUUCGUGCCCGGAUGCGUCUGCCAUCGUCACCAGCUACAGCACAGACAAUUUUGCACUGAUCAGCUCGGAGGUUUCGGAUCGAAUGCAAAAAUCUGGAGUUGACCUGAGAAAAACGUCAUAUGUCGCUGCAGCGCAGGACAUCGAAUGGAAUGAGAGGUUUGUGUUUAACGUGUGUCCGGACCAUCGCUACCUCAAUGUGUGCGUCUGGUGCAAGAACCCCGAGAGAACCGAGAGGACAGAAAAGGUCGUGAAGCCUGAGAAAGACAUUCUUCUUGGACAUCAAACAGUAGCUUUGAUAGAUAUAGCACUUGAAUGUGCUCUGACGAGGUCCGCUACAUUCCAAGAUAGCUAUAGCUUGCUUCCGCCAGAACUGCGACCAGGUGCAAGCGCAGCAAGAAUCUCGUCGCAGAUCCUGGCGCGACCCCAGCCUCUGCUGAUGGCCGAUAUCACGCUAGACGUUUCAGCACGGCGGCUUCGCGACGAUCAAUCCGACGGAUUUCGGCACCGAGGAUGA
Messenger RNA from Priapulus caudatus, 1740 nucleotides. RefSeq names its product PDZ domain-containing protein 8-like. The record is from RefSeq and is a predicted model, not a curated record. Gene Ontology annotation, biological process: mitochondrial calcium ion homeostasis. Gene Ontology annotation, molecular function: protein binding. Lineage: Eukaryota; Metazoa; Priapulida; Priapulimorpha; Priapulimorphida; Priapulidae. Gene Ontology annotation, cellular component: mitochondria-associated endoplasmic reticulum membrane contact site.